Molecule: messenger RNA, 1853 nt
Organism: Bombyx mori (domestic silkworm)
Lineage: Eukaryota; Metazoa; Arthropoda; Insecta; Lepidoptera; Bombycidae
Product: membrane-associated progesterone receptor component 1
Exons: 3
Coding region: 1192-1722 (176 amino acids)
Cellular component (GO): endomembrane system; membrane; endoplasmic reticulum
Source: RefSeq, a predicted model, not a curated record
AGUAUUUUACUCGGCUUUUUCUUUUUAGGGUCUUAAGUAAUACAGUGAGCUUAGUGUGAAUUUUUUAACGUCUCGAUAGUGUAAAAAUUAACUCGAAUCUGUAUGCAGUUGGAAUAGCGCCCCUAGCAGCAAACGUAAGCAAACGUUCGAACUCCAUACAAAUCUGUAUGCUUAGUGCGAGUUUCUUAACGUUCUCGAUAGCGUAAAAGUUAAGCCAAUUUUGUAUGCAGUUGAAACAGUGCCCCUAGCGGCAAACGUAGGCAAACGAUCCCACUCCAUACAAAUAUGAGCUAACUUUUACGCUAUCGAGAAUGUUAAAAAACUCGCACUAAGCAGUACUAAGCACACAGAUAUUAUCCAACUGAAAACUCCUAAGUGCAACAAAAGAGACACCCCAAGCUAAAUUUAGGUGAAAACCAAAGAAAACGCAACGCUACAGUGAGUCGAGUUAAUUGAAGUGUCGCAUCCAAUUAACUGAAUCUGAUAAUGCGAAGUAUUUCGAUUUUAAUUCGGUGGAGAUUUAAAAAUAACAUUGAUCGAUAUUUAUUAUGUGGUCUGGUACUCGUUUGAAUGGAGAGCUCAGAUGUCGAUUGAGGUAGCUCCAAAUGGAGGAUAAUUAAUAAAUUAAUUAGUCAUUAAUAAGCAAAAAUUAGCGGCUUUAAACGUGUUUCUUUGUUAAUUUUUAGAUCAAACACUCGUAAUAUUUAUAUAAUAAUAAUAAUAUUAAUGAUAACAGCUUUUUAAUUUUUUCUAUGUGAGUGGACGGACGUAUUUACGGCCACAAAAAAAAAUCACAAACUGGGUUUUUUUUGUAAGCAGAAACUAUAUUAGUAUCACGUGAAGUUACAAUUUUAUAGAGUAAAAUCUUGUACCUACUAUUUUUGUAAUACGUUCUACCUUAUCACCGGGACAAAGUACAUUCAAUUCUAAAACAGUAGUUAUUAAGAAAGAACAUAAAAAACUACUUAGUCAGUAGUCACAAUGAGUGUCGGCGUCUGCGAUGACCUUACAUUAUAAAGAAUAGAGGUUUUACAUUAACUACAAUAGCAUAGUGUUAAAUGGUAGAUUACGCGUACACAUCUCAGUGGCUCCGACACAACUUACAUUCUAUGACACAAAACAACUGAAUUGAAUCAUGUGAAUCAUAAAUCAGUACAGGCCACGCGCUCGCGCACGCAACACGUAUACAAAAUGGCGGACGAAACUAAUAGCCUCACAGUAUGGGACGAAUUAACUAGCCCUCUCAAUCUAGUCCUUAUCGGAGUUAUAGUGUACCUUAUCUACAAAAUCAUUAAGUCGAAUUUCGAAUCUGAAGCUAACGUGCCUCCGCCGCCGCCGCCGUUGCCAAAGUUGAGGAAAGACCUAACUGUUGCCGAGUUGAAGAAAUACGACGGAACUCAGCCUGACGGAAGAGUUCUUUUGGCUGUGAAUGGAAUUAUAUUUGAUGUUACUAGAGGCAAGAGAUUUUAUGGACCGGGAGGCCCAUACUCGGCGUUUGCUGGUAAAGACGCCACAAGAGGCUUAGCCACAGGGCAGGUUGCUGCGUCAGAAAACGAUGAAUACGACGAUGUUAGCGAUCUGGGUUCAGAUGAAAUAGCUUCAGCCAAAGAAUGGGAAGAGCAGUUUAGGGAAAAAUACGACAUAGUUGGUCGCCUCCUCAAAUUGGGUGAAACGCCAAAAAAUUACAGUGAUGAUGAGAGCGAAGACAAAAAAUCACAGUAAGCAAAUUCGUGGUAUUGACGUUUGACAAAUGUGUCAGUUUCAUUUUAACACUGGGGUAAGUGUCGCGUAUCGCUAGGAACGGGGUAAUUAGGUAAAAGUUUUGAAAUGUUAAAUAAAUAUUUUUUUCAUAA